This is a messenger RNA of Adineta steineri, 3116 nucleotides long. Lineage: Eukaryota; Metazoa; Rotifera; Eurotatoria; Adinetida; Adinetidae. The record is from the annotation of a GenBank genome assembly.
UCUAUAUUCGUGCGUCCCACAAUAUCACUAGCAAAGAUAUGUUUCGUUUUUAGUGGACAAGGUCCUCAAUGGUGGGCUAUGGGUCGACAACUGUAUGAAAAUGAACCUGUUUUUACUCGAUGGAUUAAAUUGAUCGAUGCUGAAAUGGCAAAGAUCAACAAUGGUGAAUGGAAUCUAUUGGAAGAAUUAAUUAACAAAAAAAGUGAAAAUGAAUCUCGUAUUAAUGAUACAAAUAUUGCCCAACCAGCUUUAUUCGCUAUUCAAGUUGGACUGGCUGCUUUACUCGUUUCAUGGAAUAUUUAUCCUUCAACAAUCGUUUCACAUAGUGCUGGAGAUCAGGCAGCUGCUUUUGUAGCCGGUCGUCUCACUUUGCAAGAAGCUGUUCGUACUGUUUAUCAUCGAUCACGUCUUCAAAAUCGUAAUACACGACAAGGUGGUCGUAUGUUAGCCGUAUCCAUGAGUGAAGAAGAAGUACAAAAUAAACUUCUCAAGGGUAUUGAACAUCUUGUUUGUAUUGCUGUUGUUAACAGUCCUCGCUCCGUCACGUUAAGUGGAGAUGAAAAGAUUAUCGAUGAAUUACAACAGACACUCUCAACAUUCUAUCCAAAUGUUUUCAAAGCUCGUCUUCGUAUUGAAAAUGCAUUUCAUUCUUAUCAGAUGGAUCGAUUCGACAUAGAAAAAGAGAUGUUAUCGUCACUUAAAGAUAUCCAAGGAUUUCCUCUAAAAGACUCUCAACAAAUGUUCAAUCCAAAAUGUGCUAAAGCUAAUCUUUAUUCGAGUGUAACUGGUAGUAAAUUAAGUGAUCAAAUACCAGUCGAUGCUCGUUAUUGGUGGUCAAAUGUGAGACAAUGUGUUCGAUUUCAUGAUGCUAUGGUAUCGAUUCAACAACAUGAUGCUCCAACUGUUUUUCUUGAACUUUCACCACAUCCAGUUUUGGCUACAUCUAUUGGAGAGUGUUAUCAGUCGACAAAUAGUCAACCACUUAUUCUUCCAACAUUGAAACGAAAAGAAAAUGAACAAGUAACAUUACUUACUAGUCUCGCACAACUAACGACAUCGUCCCAUGUUUGGCAACAAUAUUUUCAUACUCGAGAUAUAUCACCGAUGAUAGAUAAUGAACAAUUAUUUGAUGAUUUUCCAUUGUAUUCAUUUGAUCUUAGUUCAUGUUGGUAUGAAUCAAAAGAUUCCGUUAUUACACGUUUGGCUAAUCGUAUUCCAAUUCAUCCUCUACUCGGUGUUCGUCAAUUAACAGGACAAACAAGUGCGACGUGGAAGAGUCUUAUCAAUAUUAAUCUACCCCAAUACGCUUAUCUGAAAGAUCAUAAAGUUCAAGAUGCAAUUCUCCUUCCUGCUGUUGCUUAUCUUGAACUUGUAACAGCUGCAUAUCAUCAAUUAUUUCUAUCAUCAGAUAACAAACAAUCUUCACUUGUUUUAAAACAAAUCAAAUUUGUCAAAGCUCUUAGUUUUAGUGAACAUGAGUUAACAGAAGUAUUCACCCAGAUUGUCGUACCAGUUCGUGAGUGGUUUAUCUACAGUCGACCAUGGACAUCAGCUGGUUCAGAUAAUAUGCAUUCAUCAGGUAUGGCGAGUGUUGAUGUUGUCGAUUCUUUUAUCGAUCCAGAAACUCUCAACCAAUAUUCAUUACGUGAAUUCACUCUACAUGCUCAUGGUCAUAUUGAGAUGGAUGGUGUUCUACAAAAAUUAACAACACUACUUUCUAACAGCCCAGCUCACAAUACCUGGUCCACGACUGAUCCGAUCAGUAUUUAUACUCAUCUGUCAACACGAGGCUAUCAAUAUGGACCUUGUUUUCAAAACAUACAAUCAUUAUGUGGUACGACAUCUACAAUUAUUGCUCAAAUUCAGAGUAAUCUUGAUGCAAUUAUUGAUCUCUCUUGUUAUCAUUUACUUCAUCCAACUAUAUUGGAUACGUUUUUACAGUCACCUCUGGUUUUGUUACCUGGUGUUGAUUUUACAGUCCUUCCAGUUAGUAUCCACAAAUUUGUUGUUACGAACAAGAUGAACACAUCUCACUCAAAUGUUGAAUUGCGUGGAAAUUAUCAUGAUAUCGUUUGUGGCCUAGGUCAAGAACGAACAUAUACUUGUGACUUAUUGAUUCUGCCCAGUGGUGACACGACAAUCAAUGAACCGAUGUUCAUUUUUGAAGGUCUUGUAUAUCAACAAGUUCAAGGUGUACAAUCUGGUCGAUGGACAUUAGAGAAGUCCAUUUUUGACAAAUUAAAUGCAGCUGCUGAUUUACCUAAUGCAGAUCGUUGUGAACAACUAGAUACAAUUAUAAAAGACUAUUGUAUAGAGAGAAUAUGGAUGGAUUCACCAAUAACAAAAAGUGUAGCUGACUUACUUCCAUCGCUCGAUCAGAUUCGUAAUGAUGGAAUCGAUGUCGUUAGUAACCAAGAUUUGAUUGAGUCAAUUGACCCAUUCAAUGAAUUAGCUGCAUGUUAUGCUCAAGUAGCAAUAAAAGAUCUCGAUUUAAAUCUUGUCGAUGAUCUGCUUGGUCCUUUAUUAAAUGCAUGUCAGUCUCUUGUUACUAUUUUACAUGAACAAAUAACAUUACAUUCUAUACAAAUUCGUCUAAGACAUUUAUUUGAUCGUUUUCCUCGUCUCAAACCACUUCUCAUUUCAUUGGACACAUAUGGUUCGCGUCUGAAAGACAUUUUAACUGGAGAACAAAAUGGAUUCGAUGUAUUCUUUGGAAACAAUGAAACUGAACAAACAUUGCAACAAAUAAAAACUAUUAUUAGUGGAAAUAAAACACAACAGAUAUUUCAUGCAAUAUGUCAAUAUCUUCGUAUCUUAAACGAGCAGGGUAGUCAUGGAUCACUCAGCGAUCGACGACUACGUAUACUUUGGUUUGCUGGUGGUGAACAGUUGGACGUUCUACCUGUUCUUCAUCUUUUACUUAAUUUAUCACGUCAAACAAGUUUAUGGAUUGAUUUACAUUAUGUGGAUAUGGAUCCAGUACAGCUCGCACAAGCUGAACAACUAUUUGAGACACAUUUAGUUGAUCAAACUCAUUUAAAUAUAAUAUACGAUCAAACAAUUGACUUAUUUAACAAUGAAAUCCUUGAAAAAAUUCCAUUCGAAUCGUUUGAUAU